AUAAAAAGACAAGAAGAAGAACAAGAAUUCGUACCUGCCCAUCCAGAACAAGAGGUCGUUAUUCAGGCAGCAGAAAGUGAUCUCAAAAUGACCUGUUACGUAAAGGAGACAGUAAUUGGAAGACCUGCUGUUGUCCCGUUUGAUAAACUAACGAGUGGAGCCAGGAUCUGUGAGCCCUUUGAAUUGGACUUUACCGACCAUCCAGACAUUGUUGCAGUGUCACUGAGAGUGGGACAAAUUGAGAGACUAGAGGACAAACUCUUAUUUCCAUUGGAUUUCUCAACUCCUCGCAGAAGAAAGAGAACUUCUCCACAAGAUCAAGAAGAACUGCAAGGUGCAUCAAGUUCACAGACACCACAAACAUCACUUCGAAGUACAGGAGAAACUGUGGAGAACAUUCCAGGUAGACUGGAAGACUUUGACGAUAAGCUAACCACUGUUGCUCGAAAAGUUGGCAGGCGUGAUGAGAUAGAUAAUCUUGGAAAGGCUCUCGGCUUCGAGCCAGAAGAUAUCCAGCGUUAUGUCGACACAAACAUGAAGAAUUCAGAAGUAUCAUACAUGGGUACACUAUUAAUGCUCCGAGCCUGGAGAAAAAAGCAAACCGAAAUAACAGAAUGUAAAGCCCUGAAGGGUGUUCUAAGGAAGGCUGGUCAAAAUCGUCUUGUAUUUGAGCUAUUUGGUACCUCAUGAGUUCCGAAUUUAUAUGCUUCUCUAUUGACGAAUACAUUUUUCCAAUGAUAAAGAUAGAGAUUGAAGAGCAUAAUGCUUGUGUAGCUUAAUCAAAGUUCCCAGUUGUUGGAUGGCCUUGAGAGGGAGUCAGAAUAUUUUGCCCGCAACAGAAUCAUAUUGCCCCGAGUCGUAAGAUGAGGGCAAUAUGGUUUAUCGAGGGCAAUAUGUUCAAUAUUUAUAUUCGCUCAAAGUAGAGCCAGCCAACAUCACUAUUUUAUAUAUAUAUAUAUCAGCCUUAGGUACAUUAUCAGGCCUAUAGUAUAAAUUACAAACAACUUUAUUGCUUGUUAGUCCCACUUCACUUUAGGACUGUUCAUAUCACACAUGUCAUCUGAACUGAGCAAUUAUGACGUAAAUUUUCACUGCGUAUAUCCAUUGUUAAAGGCUCUCUUUCAGUUACUUUUGUUGAAUAUUGAAAGUACCUUUUAACGACAGACAAUUUUGUAUUGAUGUGUGAUGAUUGUAUGAUUAAAAUUAUUUCAAAUUCACCUUUCUCAAUAUGUAUUUAUACAAUUUACCAACUUAUUAUUGUUGAGCACAAUAUCAUAUACUUCAUAUAUCAAUAAUUCUUUUCUUAGUAUUUAUAUGUAUUUAUUUGUUAUGUACUAUAUUACUUGUUGGAAAUAUUUGUCAACACAGGGUUUCGUAGGUAUUUGUUUAUAAUAUUUUGAUGAAAUUUGAUUUUAAAAUUCUGAAAUUUUAGUACACUUUGAAGUGAAGUUUUCAGUAAUUGCAUUUCGCAAUGUUGUACAGUUUUAUACCAUCAUAUUUAUUUAGGUUAUAGUUAUACAUUAUCUUUUAUCGUGGUUUGUAAAAUAAAGAAGAAAUUAAAUGAAAUCAAAUUGAAUAUAAUUAAAUGAAAUUAACAUACUCUCUAAUCUGAAACAUUUCUACUCAUUGCUUUUAUCUAAUCACAAAGAAAUACAAAGUUUACAAUGUUCGUAUUACAAUGUGUAAACCACAGAAUUGUGAUGAAAGGAGAUGAAUGGUAAAUAAUAUUUGAAAUUUUAGGAAAAUACAGAAAUGCAAAUGAAAGACAUAAAAAUUCAAGGCUUUAUCCAGAGGAACAGAUGUAAUCCUCCUGAUACUCUCACCAUUGGCGAAGUAAGAAAAAAAAUACUAUUUCAACAAGAAUUCACCAAGGAUUCUGUCAUCCUGUACGUUAGGGGAAAGGGACCG
Molecule: messenger RNA, 1908 nt
Organism: Strongylocentrotus purpuratus (purple sea urchin)
Lineage: Eukaryota; Metazoa; Echinodermata; Echinoidea; Camarodonta; Strongylocentrotidae
Exons: 4
Coding region: 88-690 (200 amino acids)
Biological process (GO): signal transduction
Molecular function (GO): protein binding
Source: RefSeq, a predicted model, not a curated record